AUGCGAAUAUUGUACGAUCAUGAAUGCGAGAACGAUCAUCUGAUUGUUGGUGAGGGAAGACAAGCAGACUUGAAUCCAAUCCAUAGAUAUUGUCAUAACAUGGAUGGAGAGCAGGAGCAAAAGUUGGAGGAUAGGUUCAAGACAAUCAAGACACAUGGAAGAUACAUGACACUUCAAUGGGUAACUGAUAUGACAUAUGAGAAUUCUGGAUGGAAGAUUGAGUACGAAUUUGUGAACGAAAAUGAUGAGUGUGGUUAUCAUACAAGAGGAUUGUCUGGCAUGAUUCAUACUCCAAGUUUCGGAGAAAAAGAUUAUGAAAACGACUUGGAAUGUAUUUGGGAUAUUCAAGUGCCACUCGGAUUUCAUAUAAAUCUGAAAUAUAGAGAUUUUGAUGUGGAAACUUCAGAGAACUGUGCAAAGGAUCAACUUGUUAUCUCCCAAGAGCACUCAACACGAGCCAAUUCACCAAAUGGAGAUUACUAUUUCCUUUUCCAAGAUGAAGAAAAAGAAAAUCCGUUAUGUGGAAUUGAACAUCCAAAAGACUUUGAAUCGGAAUCGAAUCGUAUUCGUCUUAACUUUACAACUGACUCCAAGACGACUGCAAGAGGAUUCCGAAUCGAUUGGAAAGCUGAAUGUGGAACGACUUAUCGCCUGAAUCAUGGAGUUGUUUCCUCUCCAUAUUAUCCAGAAGGAUAUCCGAAUCAAGCGGAAACUUGUACUUAUCUCAUUGCACCACAAGAUCAAAAUUCAGUCAUCGCAAUCAAAUUCUCUGAUUUUGAUUUAUCAACUGUGAAGUCGAACUUUGGCCGAAAUCCAUGUGAAGAAGACUACCUUCAAUUCAUUGAGACUGGUUCAGACCGAGUAGUUUACACACUUUGUGCUGGCAUGGCAAUGCCAGCUGAUCCAAUGGUAUUUAAGGGACCAGUUGGUUUGAAGUUUGUGACUGAUAAAUCUUAUCUCUGGACUCUGGAUGAUUCGAAAGAGAAGAAGGCUAUGAAGAGAAAUAGAGGAUUCCAGUUUGCCUACUCUAUCAAUAAAUGUGGGGACAAUAUUGACCUCCGAGAAGGCAAUGAAUACACCACUACAAUCACCAGUCCAGCAUUCCCUCUUCCUUAUGCAAAAGAUCUUAAUUGCGUCUGGAAUAUCACUACUGAUGCCGAUAGGCAAUUGUAUGUAAAGUUCGAUAAAAUGGAUUUGGAAGCAUUCACAGAUUGUACAGCCGAUUAUGUCGAACUGUUCGAUUCAUCAGAUAUGGUUUCGAACAAAACGCUCGGAAAGUUUUGUGGGAAUAUGAGACAAGCUCCAAGAUACCGUAUCAUGUCAUCUGGACCCAACUUACUCGUUCACAUGAAAACAGAUUUCAAUGUGAAUGCUGGAGGAUUCAAAUUGGUUGUUGUGUCAACUCUCGGAGAAAAAGAUGGAUGUGGAGGAAAGUUAACAGCUACGGAUACCUGGCAAACUCUUUCUAGUCCACAAGAUGAAGAUGGAAACUACCCGAGUGCUCUGGUAUGUGGAUGGACGAUAUCUGGACCUGUGAACUCCCAACUUGCUAUUCGAAUUGAUGGAGUGGACACUGAAUUGUUGGAAUAUCCACCGGGAAUUCAUCCGAAACCAGAAUGUAUUGAUUCACUGGCAAUCUAUGACGGACAAGAAUCGUUCUCUCCUGCUCUUGCAGAUGAUAUUUGCUCAGAUACAACAUAUCCGAAAUUGUUACGAACAUCUCAUAGACAUGCAUUUGUAUCAUUCACAACUGAUAGAGAUGGAACUGGAAAAGGAUUCAAUAUAUCAUAUAUGACUGUAGAAGAAGACUGUGGAGGUUGGCUUCAGGCAACUUCUGAAAUGAAGACGUUGGUCUAUAAAGGAAUCACAGAGGAAGAAAACAGUGAACUGGAAGAUGAGAAUGAACGUUCUCAUCAAAGAUGUCGUUAUAUGAUUCAAGGAUCGAAAACCGAACCAGUUAUUGUUAAUUUCAAAGAUUUCAACAUUCCUUCUGUGGCUGGAGAUUGUUCGGAAUCAUACGUUGAGAUUCGAGAUGUUGGAUCCCUUCAAGAAUGUCAACAUCCUGCCUGCGCCAGGGAACCAAAUCAGAGAAAGAUCACAAAAUUAUGUGGUACCCACGUUCCAGCAUCUCACAUUUCGAACACCAAUACAGUUCAGAUCAUCGUCUCCGCUGGAAUUGUUCCAUCUGGUAAUCAUACGAGACCAAUGUUCAAAAUUGAGUAUAACUUGUUGGAUAACUGCAAUCGUACCAUUAACACUGCCGAGAUCAAAUCUGGUAGAUUGACAAGUCCAAACUUCCCACGAAUUUAUUCCGAAAACUCUACUUGUUUCACCCAACUAAAAUCUUCGAAUCAGAAAAUGCUUAUGGUAUUCAAUGAAUUCAUGUUGGAAGACCCUAAUAAUGAGAACAAAGAAUGCGAGUAUGAUCAUCUCCAGGUGAAAGAUGAUGGGUUGAAUGGAAAAAAAUAUUGUGGUUCAAGUCCUCCGUCCGCAUUUUUGACAUCGGGAAAAGAUGUCACGAUGGAAUUCAAAUCUGAUCAUUCUUUGUCACAUGUAGGAUAUGAUGCCUCAUAUUUCACUGUUGUCUCGCAGACGGACAGCAGAAUUCAGUUCGCAGAUUCUUAUGAAUUAGAAGGAGUCAUCUCGAGUAUUGGGUAUCCAGAUGGCUAUAACAAAUCAAUGAAUCAAGUAUUCACACUCCGUCCUCCUGGAAAUCAUGACUGUUCUAUCAUCUUCUCAGAUGUAAACAUUGCAGUUGUGAAUUCAAGGGAAGAGUGUACACGACCAACAUCUGAAUAUUUGGAAGUCGAAGUGCUGUUCAAAAAAGAAUUGAAACAAGCAAAAGUCAGAGAUUGUACUUUCAAUAACAGAAAGAAAGUUGAACUGAUUCUGGAAGCAGACAGCACCGAGAGAUACAUCAAGUUCAGGUUCCAAUCCGACGAAAAAUCAGAAAACGAUGGACGUGGAUUCAAAAUCAGAUGGUCUUGCCACAGUAUUGGAAGAACUUAUCCACUACUGUCGAAUUAA
Molecule: messenger RNA, 3027 nt
Organism: Caenorhabditis remanei
Lineage: Eukaryota; Metazoa; Nematoda; Chromadorea; Rhabditida; Rhabditidae
Exons: 14
Coding region: 1-3027 (1008 amino acids)
Source: RefSeq, a predicted model, not a curated record